Blepharisma stoltei is the source of this 531-nucleotide messenger RNA. The record is from the annotation of a GenBank genome assembly. NCBI's taxonomy places the organism in Eukaryota, Ciliophora, Heterotrichea, Heterotrichida, Blepharismidae.
AUGUGUGCAUUUCUUGACAUUAGCAAAGCCUUUGACUCAGUGCGGCACAGCGACGUUUUUGAGUGCAUGGAGAAUAGAGGGGUAAGCAGAGAUACAAUCGCCAUGCUCAAGGCGAUGUAUUAUAAGGGCGCAAGUCGUAUUAUAAUUAGCGGACACCUGUCGGAGAAGAUAGAGAUUAAAAGGGGUGUAAGACAAGGAGGCAGCACAUCACCUAUUGUCUUCAACUUCAUACCAAAUGAGCUGGCUUGGAUGAUAGAGGAGGCUAACAUUGGGAUUAAGGUAGGCGAUCCAGGAAUCAAUGUUGGUCUGCUAUUAUACGCAGAUGACAUCGUUCUUCUUGCAGGCACUGAAAUUGAUCUCCAAAAACUGUGCGACAUUUGUGGCAAAUGAGCUGAAAAAUACUCGCUCGAAGCAAACCAGCAAAAAUCGGUUGUCGUGGACUAUUCCCUUAAGCCACAAAAGCUAAUAGUGCGCAUAAGUGGUGAGUUUCUGAAGCAAACAGAUCAAUUAAGUAUCUUGGGAAAGUCAUAG